UUUUGUCGGUUAAAUUUCUAAUACAAUUUGAGAAUAAACUAUUUUCGUAAUGCUUUAUACUUUCUCUUAUUUCUUGUUUGCAGCUUUAUUUAAAUCUUCUCUUUUUUAUACAGGAAAAUUUCUUUUUUUUCUUAGUUGUAGACGAAUGCGAGUAAUGAUCUACGCUUGGGGAAUUUUAAGUAUAUCAUAAAUUGUGAAAUAGUUAUUGUAUAAAUAUUUAAUUCAUUUGGUCGUCAACAAUCCAAUGUACAGAAACCAUGAAGCUCCCAUGCAUAAAGGAGAAAAUUCCAGAAACGGAGCGGCGUCUUCGGAUGAACGACGACGUUUACAACGCCGCUUUUAAAUACGCGAACAACUUCAUCAAGACGUCGAAGUACAACAUCGUGACGUUCCUACCCAUCAACCUGUACGAGCAGUUCACGCGUCUUGCAAACUUCUACUUCCUGUGUCUGCUGAUCCUGCAGCUCAUUCCUGUGGUGUCCUCCCUCAACCCCAUCACUACCAUCCUACCCUUGCUCGGAGUCCUGUCUCUCUCGGCUCUCAAAGACGCUUAUGAUGACAUCCAAAGACAUCGCAGCGACAAACAAGUGAACAACCGAGUCUCGCAGGUGCUCAGGAAUGGCGUCAUGGAAGAAGUCUUAUGGAAAAAUGUUGUGGUGGGCGACAUAAUACGUAUGACGAGCAACGAGUUCGUGGCCGCAGACCUGCUACUCCUGAGCACGUCGGACGCUAACGGCCUCUGCUUUGUUGAGACGUCCGAGCUCGAUGGUGAGACAAACCUGAAGUGCAAGCAGUGUCAGCCUGACCUCACCGAGCUCCAUGACAACGUGGAGCUCAUCAGCGCUCUGGACGGGGAGGUUGUGUGUGAGCCUCCCAACAACAACCUGUCCAAGUUCCAAGGCACGCUUACAUGGCGUGGAAAAAAGUACUCUUUAGACAAUGAGAACGUGUUGCUUCGAGGUUGCAUUUUACGCAACACGGAGUGGUGUUACUGCGUCGUGCUUUUCGCUGGAGCUGAAACCAAGCUCAUGCAGAACGCUGGAGAAUCUUUCUUCAAACGCACCAGCAUGGACAGACUUCUGAACACCAUCAUUCUCGGGAUCCUGCUGUUCCUUCUGGUGAUGUGUCUCUUCUGUGCCCUCGGCAGUGGCAUAUGGGAAAGCAUUGUUGGCUUUAAGUUUCAAGUAUUCCUGCCAUGGACUGAUGUUAUUCCUCAAGAGAAGAAUCGGGGAGCCGCAGUCACGGCAUCGCUGGUCUUCUUCUCGUACAUCAUUUUGCUCAACACCUUCGUGCCUAUCUCGCUCUAUGUCAGCGUGGAGAUGAUCCGUCUCUUCCAAAGUCUGCUCAUUAACUGGGAUUUAAACGUGGAGAUGAUCCGUCUCUUCCAAAGUCUGCUCAUUAACUGGGAUAAGAAGAUGUGUUAUAUGCCUUCAAAAACCUACGCCAAAGCCCGCACCACAACACUGAACGAGGAACUCGGACAAGUUCAGUACAUAUUCUCUGAUAAAACUGGUACUCUAACACAGAACGUGAUGACAUUCAACAAAUGCUCCAUCAACGGAGUGUCCUAUGGCGACGUGGACGACGAUCUCGAGGGUUACGACCAGCCCAUUGACUUCUCCGGCAACCCAUACUCGGAACCAUCGUUCGUGUUCUACGACCGCAAACUCACCGUGGACCUGCGCACUCACGACCCGCACGUCGAGACGUUCUUCCUGCUACUGGCGCUCUGCCAUACCGUCAUGCCGCAGGAGGAGGACGGUAAGCUGGUGUAUCAAGCGCAGUCGCCGGACGAGAGCGCUCUUGUUUCCGCGGCCAGGAACUUCGGCUUCGUUUUCAAGUCCCGGACUCCUAACAGCAUCACUGCUGUGAUCAACGGCGAAGAACAGACUCACGAGUUGCUGUGCAUCCUUGACUUCAACAACGUUCGCAAAAGAAUGUCCGUGGUGAUCCGGUAUGACGGAAAGCUUCGUCUUUUCUGCAAAGGCGCCGACUCGAUCAUCUUUGAGCGCCUGAGAGCUGACCAAGAAGAGAUCAAGAGUAUUACUUGCGAGCAUAUUGAUAGUUACGCAGGCGAAGGUCUGCGCACGCUCUGCCUCGCUUAUAAGGAUCUCAGCGAGCAAUAUUACGCGGACUGGUGGAACAGAUACCAGGAUGCUGCCACAUCUCUCGAAAACCGUGAAGAAAAAGUAGACGCAAUCUUUGAGGAAAUCGAGAAGGAUCUCAUUCUGAUAGGAGCUUCAGCCAUCGAAGACAAGCUCCAGGAAGGUGUGCCUGAAGCCAUCGCUAAUUUGUCUCUUGCUGGCAUCAAAAUUUGGGUCCUGACCGGAGACAAGCAAGAGACCGCCAUCAACAUCGGCUACUCCUGCCAUCUGCUGACGGAUGAGAUGCACGAGCCGAUCAUCGUGGACGGCGAGACGGAGGAAGACCUAGACACGCCCUGCCCUCUCCCUCGCCCUGCCCUCUCCCUCGCCGUGCCCUCUCCCCCGCCGUGCCCACUCCCUCGCCCUGCCCUCUCCCUCGCCGUGCCCACUCCCUCACCAUGCCCUCUCCCUCGUCGUGCCCUCUCCCUCGCCCUGCCCUCUCCCUCGCCGUGCCCACUCCCUCACCAUGCCCUCUCCCUCGCCGUGCCCUCUCCUUCGCCCCUGCCCUCUCCCUCGCCCUGCCCUCUCCCUCGCCCUGCCCUCUCCCUCGCCGUGCCCUCUCUCUCAGAGGGAGAGACCGGCCACUCGCUGGUAGUGAACGGCCACUCGCUGGUCUUCGCGCUGCAAGACGACAUGGAGGAACUGCUGCUAGCCGUCGCCUCGCAGUGUCGCGCCGUGAUCUGUUGCCGGGUGACGCCUCUACAGAAGGCCAAGGUGGUCGACCUCGUCAAGCGCUACAAGAAGGCAGUGACGCUCUCCAUCGGCGACGGAGCCAACGACGUCUCCAUGAUUAAAAUUGCCCACAUCGGCGUAGGCAUCUCAGGCCACGAAGGCAUGCAAGCCGUGCUUGCGUCGGACUUCGCUGUAGCGCAGUUCAAGUACUUGGAACGACUGCUGCUGGUGCAUGGACGCUGGUCUUACUACCGCAUGUGCAAGUUCCUUACGUAUUUCUUCUACAAAAACUUCGCCUUCGCAUUCUGUCACUUCUGGUAUGCCUUCUUCGUGGGGUUCUCGGCGCAGACUGUGUUCGACACGCUGUUCAUCUCAGCGUACAAUUUGUUCUACACUGCGUUACCGGUUCUCGCACUCGGCAGCUUCGAUCAAGACGUCAACGAGGACUACAGUCUGCGGUUCCCAAAGCUGUAUACGCCAGGCCUCGAGAAUCGCUGGUUCAACAAGAAAAUUUUCGUUCGCUCUGCGGGUCACGGUGUUUUGACAUCUGGCGUCCUUUUCUUUGUAGUUUAUGGUGAGUAUACAAAUGGUAUUCGUUCUAACGGGCUGACGCUCUCUGAUUUCUACUCCUUCGGCAGCGUCUUGUCCUCCAUCCUCGUCAUCGUGGUCACCGCACAGAUCUGCCUGGACACCGGCUACUGGACUAUAUUCAAUCACAUCACGAUCUGGGGCUCGCUGAUUUUCACUUACCUGCUUCAGUAUGCGGUGAACCACGGCUUCAAGGGCGCCUACGUUAAUUCUCUUGCGAUGCCAAUGGGCGAACCGGGAUAUUACUUGUGUUCGCUGCUGGUAGUCGUCAUGGUCAUCUUGCCAGUGCUAGCUUGGCGGUUCUGGAAUGCGGACGUGCACCCGACUCUCUCCGACAAAGUGCGCUACAAGCAGCAAUAUGAGAAGAAAGGCGUUAAACCUGCCAAACCUCGACCCAUGCCUCGACUCUUCCGGCGACAAUCAACCAUGCGCAGACGAGCGCUGGGCAAGUCAAUGCGGUCGGGCUACGCUUUCUCCCACCAAGAAGGUUACGGCCGCCUCAUCACGGAGGGAAAACUGCUUGGUGUGCGACGCUUGUGAUUCUGGCCACUGCUUCUCUACACGAGGUCACUUCUACUGGCAUUUAUAACAUCUUGUUGACAUUGAUAAUUCAUCUCUUGAGAUUGAAGUAUUCGGAUUAUUGCCGUGAACAUAAUUCAUGUGCAUGAAAGGAAAUUUUUAAACAUGACAACGAAAGUACUGUUGGGGAACAUAUUUUAGGAAAGAUGUGAUGAUGCCGAAUGCCAUUAGAAAUAAUUAUUCAAAAUAGUGAAAGUCAUCGAUUAGGAUGUGGUUGUAGCUCAUUGUUAAAGCCGAUUGAAUAGAGUUCGAGAAAUGUUGUUAGCUGAUAGUCAUGUUUGAAGUUUGAGGUCCUAUUAGUAUUUUUAUCUGAAAAAACGAAAAUUAGCAAUUUAAUGUGAUACUUGUUGGAGAAAACUCUUACAAAUGAAGUUAUGAAAUGAAAUACUUCUGCCAAGAUAAAGUUAUUACUGAACAAAGUGCGCAAGUUUUACCAAUACAAGACUUACGGAUAGCGUCUUCUGCUAAGUGUAUUAGUGUGAAACUUUAACAGCGUUUAAUCGUACAAUCUUUGCUUAUCAUAUAGAUAAGCCUUUUCUGUGCCUUUUAUAGCGUAAGUUUCCAUUAAAGUAUCCAAUAUUUGUUUACCUAUUUAUCUAGAAACAUAACGAUAAGAGUUAUUUAAAACGUGAAUUAAUUUGUGACGUGAUUUUGUGAAUAUCCCUCCAGGUGUUAGAAUGACUUAAUUAAGAGCAAAUCAAUCUAGUGGCGCAACUUGAUGCUGUAUAAGCGUUUAAAGAACAUUAUUUUAUAUACUAAUAGAAAAUUUCAAACUAAUAUUUUUCAAGCUGGAUAAUAUUUUUAUACAUUCUUCACUUAAAUUCGAGAGUUUAUACCACGAUUUGCCUGUGACUAGAUGUAUAUUUCAAUGUGAAUGGGAAGAUUGUGUGGUAGUUUUGUCGUUAUAAGUCUAUUUAAUUAUGCGUAGUUGGAAGCAUAGGUUAGUGCUUUAUUGCUUGAGGAAUUAUUUGCCUAGUAUUAUUUCGCGAUUUUAUAUUUUUAACAACCAAUCUAUGCAUAUAAAUACAAUUGUAUAGUUUUUUCCUAGUCAAAUGUUAAUUGCUCUACAAUUUUAGAUGAAACGAUUGAAAAUCAAGAAAACUGCCAAUGUACGAGACAAAUGUGUUAUUUUAAUUCGUCAUGUAAUAGUCUUAUCAAUUAAUCAUUACAACUGGUCUCUAAUUUGAAGUAUGCAAAAUAGGAAUGUACGGUAAACCAAAUAGAAAUUAUACGGAUACUGAUCAAGUUGAAAUACAGUGGUUGGAAAUUUA
Messenger RNA from Hyalella azteca, 5254 nucleotides. Its product is annotated as phospholipid-transporting ATPase ID. NCBI's taxonomy places the organism in Eukaryota, Metazoa, Arthropoda, Malacostraca, Amphipoda, Hyalellidae. The record is from RefSeq and is a predicted model, not a curated record. Gene Ontology annotation, biological process: phospholipid translocation; Golgi organization. Gene Ontology annotation, cellular component: plasma membrane. The transcript is spliced from 30 exons. Gene Ontology annotation, molecular function: ATPase-coupled intramembrane lipid carrier activity; ATP binding; magnesium ion binding. Bases 258 to 3944 code for a protein of 1228 amino acids.